Messenger RNA from Durio zibethinus, 1489 nucleotides. The record is from RefSeq and is a predicted model, not a curated record. Lineage: Eukaryota; Viridiplantae; Streptophyta; Magnoliopsida; Malvales; Malvaceae.
CGUAAGAAAACAAGAAUCCAUAAACAGGGCAGUAACGUGGCAGAAACUGCCUUAUUACGGUUCCAAAUCUCACAAAAGGCUUCAUGUUUUUUUUAAUCUACUUUCCAUUGACGAAUGGUGUAACUCAUGUUUCGUGCUGCCACUGCCCUCUCAAGCAAUGGGUUUUGGCAUGCCUAGCUUGCUAGGACUUUUAAUUUUCUUUGAUGAUCAGUCUAUAUUUCAAGCCAAUCAAAGAACAAAAUACAGAUUGAAGAAGAGGAAGAAGAAAGUUUAGGUUGGUUGAUUGUGAAAUUGUUUAUUCAUUUUCAUGAUUAUGUGAAACAUGGAUGUUAUUCUUUCCAUGGGGAGAGUUUAUAUAUACUGUAGGUUGAAAGAAUGAGUGGAAAACUUGUGCUGGUGACAUCUUUAGAUCCAGCUUUAUUAGGAUCCAGGCAAGGGCCAUACAUUGGAGAGCCAUAUAGUGGUGGUGAAGGCUCGUCGAUGCCGACCAAGCAACCUAACAGGAUGCCCUGGUUUCGGGCGAGUAAUGGUUGGAACAAGGAUGAAUUUGAGUUCUUUGAUGAAGAAGAAGAAUUUGGUGGGAAAACCCAAUGCCGGAUUUGCCAUGAUUUGGACUUCAUCACUAAGUUGGAAGCUCCUUGUGCUUGCAAGGGAACUAUCAAGUUUGCCCAUAGAAAAUGCAUUCAGAUAUGGUGCAAUGAGAAAGGAAACAAAGUUUGUGAAAUCUGCCAUCAGAGGUAUGAACCUGGUUACACAGUUCCUCUCAUCUUAACCGAACCGUGCCACACAGGAAAUAUCCUGGGUAACUUAAGUGAGGGCUUGACAGUUCCAGGUAUUCCAAGAGAACUUCAAUCAACUGAGCUUACUUCAGAAGAAGUAGAGCACCUUUUGGAGGCUGAAUUUGAUGAAUGCAACAAUGAAACUCAUGAUGAGAAUGAGAAUGAGAAUGCGAAUGGAGCAACCACAUGGGGAAAAUCAAUUUUAAUUUUCUUAACACUUCUCCUCUUAAAGCAUCUCACAUUCUUUACUGAUCUGCCUGGUGACAGUGACGAAUCUUCCGAAAACUUAUACCUCAUCUUGGGACUGCUGCUACCUUGUUAUAUCACAUCUUUUGCUGUCAGUUACUGGAACAGCCGCAAGCAGACCUAUGAAACUGGAGGGCUAGCCAGGGCAGAGAUAGCAAUUGGGAUAAACUCAGGGGAAAAUACCAGGAAUAGUCAUCAGCUUGAUGCAGCAUCCACACCUCAAAAUAUGACUCAACAGUUCUAAAAUAUUACACUAUUAUAAGCUGCCGGAUUUGGCGGUAGACAAGCUGUUAUUGAAUCUUAAUGUAUCUGCUAUGACAAUUUUACUUCUUAUCUUAUCUAGCAUUGUCCUAAUUGCUCGUGUAGAGUGUAGACUUUGAAAAAACUGUGUCUUUGCUCCAAUGGAUGUUUAUAUCUAGAUAAAUAUAGUGUUGCAGCAAUCAAUGCGGCUGGACCUGUUUAAA